UGGCCCGGCAGACAUAUGGGCUUUAACGCCUUUUCUUAGGUCCGACAAUAUGCUGUGUGCCACUAAACUCUCUUGACGGAAUUGAGUGUAAUUAUCGGAUUACAGCCUCGCAGCUCUCAGGUUGGAGGUAAUUACUACCACACCGAGGACGGAGGCGUCUGGAUGCCCGGGCGCACGCUCACGUCUCUGGGUGAUGGGACCUUUCUGACCACGAAGAGUCACCGUUACUGUUUGCUUUCAAAAUAAAAGCAGCUGCACUGAAGUGGAAAUGUAAAGUCGGGACUUUUUUCUUACAAAAACUGCACGUUUGGGUGAGUUUGACAGUUUAUUACAACAUAAGAUUCAUCAUAGUUGAAGUAAUUUUGAUUCUUUCUUAACUUGGUCUAAUUGUCUAAAUUGUGUUUUGCAGGAACGCUCUUGUGUCCAAAGAUCUUCUCUCUUAUGUCGGUCUCCUCCCUGCCAGAAUGGAAGCAGCUCCUUCUGGAGAAAAAGAGGAGAGAAGAGGUGGAGCGAGGGAGGAGGGAAAAAGAGGAGGAGGAGAAGUUAGCCAGCAUGCCGGCCUGGAAAAGAGGGAUCAUCCAACGUAGGAGAGCCAAGCAGGAGACGGCGGGAGACAGGGAGAAGGACUUCUGCCUGCUGCAGGACUCCAGAUCUCCAUCUGACGGCCUGAGCGACACCGACAGCUCUGUCACAGUCAAUCUGGGGAGCGAUGUGUCCCUCAGUCCAGAUCCGGGCCAAUGGCUGGAUCUGGAGCCCAAAGCGGCCAGUCAGGUUUCAGUGGAAACCAUCGUUCCAGUGCACGAAAACCCGUUCAUGCGGACGCAGAGCAGCUGGACCGGGAGGAAGGGCAAAGACGGAGAGCCCGGCAACGAGCUGGAGGUCAAGGAGAGGGACAAGAUGAGCCCCAGAGGUCAGGAUGCAGAGACCAGAAGAAGAUUCAAAGAUCUGAAUGAAGGAUGGGAACGAGAAAGGAGCAGAGAAGGAUGUGAAAAAGACAAAAAGGAGCAGGACUUUCUGAGAGUCCGAAAAGACCCGGAGGAAAAGGAAAGUCAGCCGCCGUGCGCUCCGUUCUCGCCCGUCGUCCCCUGCCUCCGGACCAUCCACGCCGACAACAUCAUCAUCAUCGAGCAGGACAGGAAAGGCGGCGACGACAGGAGAGGGAAAUGGAUGGAGGCCGACAGGGAGAAGCUUCAGGAGGACCCAAUCGGGAAACGAGGGAUGAAAAUGGACCUCAGGGAGAUCCUGGCUGGAGGCGGGAGUGUCACCGAGAUCCGAGCCUCGGAAGUUCUCAUCAUAAAGCCCGUCUUGAACCCAGAAGACAGAUGCUCUGGAGGCAAAGGCAGGGAGGACGGAGAGACAAAAGGCUGCAUGGAUCUACGGAGGGAGACGGAGCUGAGAACAGACGUGUCCAGGACGAGAGAGAAGGAGAAGCCGUGGGGCCACGCCACCGUCAUCAAUAAGGACAGCAGGAAGGACAGCUGGGAUGAUAACGUUUUUGUGGAGAAGGGAGGACGAGUCAGCCAGCUAAGGAGCAAAUUUGGAGAGCACCCCAAGCCUCCAUCUCGAUCCAAAAGCUCGGAUAACUUCCUCCAACCUGACAGGAGAAAGUACUCAGGAGAUGAAGACGACAGGCAGAAGACGCUGCUGAAGAGCAUCCCCAAACGCUCCUUCAGCUUCUCGGAUCGGGUCAUCGGUGCUGCUGACGGUCGGAUGAACCCUGAGGACGUCGCAUGGAAAGAUAAAUCCUCAAAGCUCAAACUGGGCUGUGCCAGACUUCUACAGAGAGACCGCUUUGGAAAACCGAGGGAUGAGAAAGAGGAGGACGCAGACGAGGGGUUCACCCUGGCCUCGGUGAAAAGCACGGAGGGGAUUUCAUUUGCUAAAAGAGUCCCGAUAAGGCAGGACGGGAAAACCAGAGCAGACAGGGAGCAACCAGCGCCGGCGAGGAGUCUGGAAAAGGAAGUCGCAAGUUCCGCUGAAGGAGCUGAGACGGACUCCAGACAGGAUUCUGCUUUCACAGAGACCUCCGGUCCGUCCUGCACUGGUAGGACCCCCCAUAGGGGGCCGGAGUGGAGUGGGACGGGACCACAAGGCCCUUACCUCACCGUCCUCUCCCCCCAGACUGAAGAUCUCAUCAGCAAAAUAGAAAAAAUCGGAGAUGCAACCGUUCAUCUGAAUGAACCUCUGAUAGAGGGCGACUGUGGGCCAAGAUCUCCAAAAAAGAUUCCUGCUUUUGGGACCUCGCAGGCGCCUCUCAGCAUUCAAAUCCCUAGGACUGUGUUCUACGUGGCAGAAGAAAUGUUGGACAAAACAAAACUUGACUGCGACGUCCAGGACUGGGAUGCAGGGCGAGGCGUGGAGAGGACGGACAGCUGGAGAAUCGGGAAGUCCUUGAGCCGCAUCGAGUCCCUGCGGGAGAAGAUGAGGCAGAAGGAGAUGGAGAAGAUGAAGCAAGGAGGAAGAGGAGAGGAUGGAGAGGAGGCCUGUGACCCCGAGGACCGGUACUGGGAGAGGGGAAGUGAAACGCAAGAGGAGCAGAGGAGGCCCACUGAAGCAGACGCUCAACAGGAAGAGGCAUCCGAGCCGACAUCCAUGACUGCAUCUGACGUCAGACAGGAAGUCUGCGUGUUGAAAAGCUGCCCUCAACUUCCUGUUUCUCUCACACAAGCUGACACGGUGGAGGAAGUGACAGGCGACUGUGCCACCACUGCCUCUGAGGUUAUCUCUGACAGCUUCCAGAUACCCGAGCAAGAGGAGGACUCCCUGCAACAUGUAGGAGAUCAGCUGAGCCACAGCGAAGAGGAGGAGGAAGAAUACUCUUCAUCUUUCGAUUCAGAACAAUCCCUGUCCCCUUCGCCGCCUCAUCCCAACUCCCUCGCAGCGAUGAGCCGGAUCUACAACUUGGAAACGGUGGGCUCCAGGUCAGGUUUGUGUUUGCGGGAGAACAUCUCGUCGUCGGUGCACCUCGUCAAAGUGAAGCCUCUGGUUGUGAGCUCGCCGCCGGCUGACGGCGUUCAGCUGAAAGAGCAGGAAGUACUGAGGAGCAUCGAGGGCAAAGGCCUCCACAGCCCCAAAGCAGGACUGAAGCACCAAAGAAAGGACGACCAGGAAGCCAAAGUUCCUCCAAGGCCUCAGAACAAGCAGACCAUCACCAUCGCCCCGUCGUUCCUCAGGAACCAGUCCUCGGAGAACUCUCUCAAACCCGCAAACUGCGCCCCAACUCCAGCCUCCUCGCCAAGCUCCCCGUCUCCCACCCAGUCCCCCUGUGCCUCCCCAUCCCCGACCCCGUCACCCGUCCUCUUCUCCAUCAAAAGUGCUUCUGGAGGCCACGUGAAAAGAGGCGCCACCAUCACAGUCACCCCCAAAAAGGCCUCUACAGGAGGAGGAGCAGCAACAAGGCCCACCGCCCCUCAGCAAACAAACCUCGCUGCAGCUGACCCCGCCAGGAAGAAGUACCCAACCGUGGAAGAAAUCGAGGUGAUCGGCGGGUACCAGAACCUGGAGAGGUCCUGUUUGAUCAAAAGCAGAGGAACGCCAAAGCGGGGGAAGGUCUGCUUCCACGAGGACCAGCUGGAGCAGGUCUGCGAGUACCCGUCCGAGACCUCCAUGCUGACGUUCAACCCCCUCCUGCAUGAUGGGGGCAAGGCGGAGGAGGCGCAGGAGGAGGAAGGAGAGGAGGGAUUGCUCAAGAGCACGAGGAGCCUGGGGAUUGCACCACGACUGAGAGUCGAUGAGUCCUGCCCUCGAUAGACGCCUGUCACUGAAGUUACCCUCAUGAUGAGUCCACACCAUCAAUAAUCUUGAUUUUUUUUUUUUGGUUCAUUUCUGGUUAUAAUUCUUGUUUCAUUUAUUUUAGCUUUACAAUUGAAGGACAAAAAGUGAACUGUUGGAGACAGCUGUGAAUGUUUGUGGUGUGUAAAUGAGAAAAUUCAACCUCAAGAAUGUUUCAGUGAGAGACGAUUGUCAGAGAGAAGACAGCGUUUUAUCUGUUAGUUAUUAUAGAUACUACUGUGUUUGUUGUUUCGGGGAUGGGGGCGACCUCUUCGUCACCUGCCUGCUGGACCUGAGCAGGUGCUGAUUCAAAGCCGUCCUUUAUGGAUCUCCUCUGAUGUAUGCAACGGGCGCUGGUGCAAUGUGUGACGUGAUGUCAUUUGUUCUCAUCUGGGUUUGGUGGACGGUUCAUGCAGUGGGCGUGGACUUUAAAUAAAGGCUUUAUUUUUUUUCGUAUUUUCAUCACAUCAAGUCAUGGAAGAACUCAAACAGUUCAGUGAGCAGAAGAACAACUGACUCGGCACUUUGACCUCCAGAUCUACGGUACUGAUACUGUUUAAUGUGUACAAAAUGAUUGUAAUUUGGAUAUUUCAAUUACAUAAAGAUUCUAACAAUUC
Oryzias melastigma (Indian medaka) is the source of this 4388-nucleotide messenger RNA. It is a transcript of the gene ppp1r18, whose product is annotated as protein phosphatase 1, regulatory subunit 18. The transcript has 3 exons. Gene Ontology annotation, molecular function: phosphatase binding. The record is from RefSeq and is a predicted model, not a curated record. Bases 442 to 3750 code for a protein of 1102 amino acids. Lineage: Eukaryota; Metazoa; Chordata; Actinopteri; Beloniformes; Adrianichthyidae.